AUGAUAUCCUCUCGACCUCUCCUCAUUUUCAUCGGGCUUGCAGCCCUGAGCAUGACAACAGUGUUCGCUCAUCCACUUAUAGAAGCGAGAGCACUACCUCCAGCUCUUGACCCAUUUUACCGGGCUCCAGCAGGCUUCGAGUCCGCAGCCCCAGGCACUAUUGUGAGGCAACGUACUGUGCAGACAGCAUUCCUGGGUCUGAUCGCAAAGCCAGUGGAAGCAUACCAACUGCUCUACCGCACGACAGCCAUCGACGGCUCGGCCAUUGCAACAGUAACCACAAUCUUCAAGCCUUCGGACUCGAAGACGGAUCGCUUUGUCUCGUUCCAGACAGCAUAUGACAGCUCCGCACGAAUUUGCAAUCCGUCCUACAACUACCGGCUUGGGUCUGUCCAGGUGGAUCUCAUUUCGUCCUUCGAGCAGGUACUUUUGCAGACCUAUCUUCUCGAAGGCUACAUUGUCGCCUCAUCUGACUACGAAGGCCCAGAUGCGGCUUUUGGGGCUGGUCGACUUGCGGGGAUGGGUGUCCUGGACGGCAUGCGAGCUGUCUCGAAUUUCUACGAGACUCUGGGACUAGACAACGACACGCCCAUGAUUGUCGGCACCGGAUACUCUGGUGGAGGCAUUGCCACUGGUUGGGCGGCCUCCUUGCAUCCCACAUAUGCCAGCGAGCUGAAUGUCAGAGGAUGGAGCUCCGGAGGAACGCCCGCAAAUGUGACAGGCACCGCUGUCUUCGUCGACGACACGACUUUCAGCGGUUUCCUCCCUGCCGCUUUCGCCGGACUGUCGAAAGACAGUUCCUACGGCGCCCUGUUAGACCCAGUGAUCGCUCGACUAGCCACACCCUACGGCAAAGCCCAGAUCGCAGCUGCGAGCGUCAACUGCGCACCCGCCGACCUCCUCAACUUCGCGCUCAUGUCAGUCCAAGACAAGUCUUUCCAAAGGCUCGGCGACCAGAUCUUCUAUGAACCUACCGUUGCUGCUAUCCUAGAGGACAACCUCAUGGGCCGUAACGCGAACGAAACGCCCACUGCCCCAGUCCUGCUCUACCACGCUUCCCGGGACGAGAUCAUCCCUUACUCCAACGCUACCACCCUCUACGAUACCUGGUGCCGUAACGGAGCAGACGUGCACUUCACCACCUUCGGUAACGGCGGCCAUCUAACGACAGAGAUCCUGGGCCUGCCAAUGGCGGUGCAAUUCGCCAACUCGGCGUUCGCGGGCACGUUGUCGAGUGGGUGUUCGAAGGACACGGUGCUGGAUGAUACGCUGGAUCCGCUGGCGUUGGGAGCGUCGCUGGAGCCGGCGUUGGUUAGAUUGAUUAACGCGCUUGGGACGUUGGGAGAGGCGGAUGAGCAUUUGAUGGGGAAUUUGGGUUUGAUUAAGGUGCCGGCGGCGAAGGGGAAUUGA
Saxophila tyrrhenica is the source of this 1410-nucleotide messenger RNA. RefSeq lists its product as uncharacterized. The coding region runs from base 1 to 1410 and encodes 469 amino acids. Gene Ontology annotation, biological process: lipid catabolic process. The record is from RefSeq and is a predicted model, not a curated record. NCBI's taxonomy places the organism in Eukaryota, Fungi, Ascomycota, Dothideomycetes, Mycosphaerellales, Extremaceae. Gene Ontology annotation, molecular function: triacylglycerol lipase activity. The transcript has a single exon.